UCAGCCUUCUGGAUUUCUUGCAUCUGAUCGAGCUAGACUCGUCUCCAUACUCGAUCUAUCUCAUGUAUCUUGUCCUUCCAGACCUUCAAAGCACACAAGCAGACCAUGGCCACUGUCACUGAGGUGCUGACGAAGCCUAUCACCGCGAAAGGCGUCCCGAUCAAGUCGGGUCAGAUCAAGGUCCACCACGAUGAGCUGCCCGUGGUUGGAUUGUCCGAUAUUCCUCUGCCGCCUCCCUCCAAACAGCCCACCGAGGUGCUCAGCAUAGACAAACCCACCCCGGAUCACCAUGUUCCUCGCGAUCCGCGUCUCAUCAGAUUGACGGGUGUCCACCCGUUCAAUGUCGAGCCUCCCCUCACGGAUCUGUACAACGAAGGGUUCUUGACGUCACCGGAACUUUUCUAUGUCAGAAACCAUGGUCCCGUUCCAUUCGUGAAGGACGAGGACAUCCCUAAUUGGGAGAUUAGUAUCGAAGGCCUGGUGGAGAAGCCGCUUGUCCUGAACUUCAGGGAGAUACUGCAGCGAUAUGAUCAGAUCACGGCACCAAUAACACUCGUUUGUGCAGGAAACAGACGUAAGGAGCAGAAUGUGGUCAGGAAAACCAAAGGUUUCUCGUGGGGUUCAGCUGGUCUGUCGACGGCCCUUUGGACUGGCCCAAUGAUGGCAGAUAUCCUGCGGAGUGCGAAGCCCCUCCGGAGAGCCAAGUACGUCUGCAUGGAGGGAGCGGAUAAGCUACCAAACGGGUAUUACGGGACAUCAGUCAAACUGAACUGGGCCAUGGAUCCCAAUAGGGGAAUCAUGCUGGCCCAUAAGAUGAAUGGCGAGGAUCUCCGUCCAGAUCACGGUCGUCCAUUGAGAGUUGUUGUACCCGGCCAAAUCGGUGGCCGAAGUGUCAAGUGGUUGAAGAAGCUCAUUCUGACUGAUGCACCCAGUGAUAACUGGUACCACAUUUACGACAACCGUGUAUUGCCGACUAUGGUUUCACCCGAAAUGUCAUCCAGUGAUCCAAACUGGUGGCGCGACGACCGAUAUGCCAUUUACGACCUUAACGUAAACUCUUCGGUAGUAUACCCCAGGCACAAGGAGGUGCUAGAUCUUUCGUCGGCAGGCCCGUCGUAUAACGUGAGGGGAUAUGCGUACGCAGGAGGCGGGCGAAGGAUUACGCGAGUCGAGAUAUCCUUGGAUAAAGGCAAAACCUGGCGAUUGGCCAACAUCUCAUAUGCCGAGGAUAAAUACCGUGAUUUCGAAGGUAACCUGUUCGGGGGUAAAGUGGAUAUGUCCUGGCGUGAGACUUGUUUCUGUUGGUGCUUCUGGUCGCUGGAUCUCGCUGUUUCCGAGCUGGAGCAGACAGACGCCUUCCUUGUCAGGGCUAUGGAUGAGGCGUUGAGCCUUCAACCGCGCGAUAUGUACUGGUCGGUUCUGGGGAUGAUGAACAAUCCUUGGUUCCGGGUCACCAUCACGAAAGAAAACGGAACGCUCAAGUUCGAACACCCAACUGAUCCCACUGGACCCGGCGGGUGGAUGGAACGCGUCAAGAAGGCGGGCGGUGAUCUGACCAACGGCAACUGGGGAGACCAGCACGCAGGCGAAAAGCCGGCAGAGCCCGAGCCCGAGAAAGAGAUCAAUAUGAAGAAAGAUGGCGUGAACCGGGUGAUUGAUCUCCAAGAGUUCAAGAAGAAUUCAAGUGACACGAAGCCCUGGUUCCUCGUCAAUGGCGAAGUAUAUGAUGGCACUGCCUUCCUGGAGGGUCAUCCAGGAGGAGCCCAGAGUAUCAUUUCCUCGGCGGGGACCGAUGUUUCAGAGGAAUUCCUGGCAAUCCAUAGCGAAACGGCUAAAGCUAUGAUGCCCGAUUACCACAUUGGAACGAUGGACAAGGCAUCUCUGGAGGCGCUCAAGAAUGACAACGUCUCUCAGUCGGAUGGACCACGGGCAACAUUUCUCCAGUCCAAAUCAUGGGCCAAGGCAACGCUCGUAAAGAGAAAGGACGUGUCUUGGGACACACGCAUCUUCACUUUCCAACUCGAACACGACAAGCAAACCCUGGGUCUACCGAUCGGCCAGCAUCUCAUGAUUAAAGUCGCCGACCCGACCAGCAAAGAAGCCAUCAUCCGCUCGUAUACCCCCAUCUCCGACACCAAUCAGGAAGGAACGAUGGAUCUGCUGGUCAAGAUAUACUUUGACACGCCCACAGUAAAGGGUGGCAAGAUGACCAUGGCCUUGGAGAAGCUUGCCUUGGGCUCGGUAGUCGACUGCAAGGGUCCCACGGGCAGGUUUGAAUACCUUGGGAACGGCAAGAUUCUGGUGAGCGGGAAAGAGCGUCAUGUUCGCUCUUUCAAGAUGAUCUGUGGAGGUACUGGUAUCACGCCGGUAUUCCAAGUCCUACGUGCUGUUAUGCAGGACAAGCAAGAUCCUACAGCAUGCAUCGUCUUCGAUGGAAAUCGACUGGAGGAAGAUAUCCUGUGUCGCUCCGAAUUGGACGCUUAUGAAGCGUUAGACAGCAAGAAGUGCAAGGUGAUUCACACCUUGACCAAGGCUCCGGACAGUUGGACCGGCCGUCGUGGACGUAUAUCCGAAGACUUAUUGAAGGAAUACGCGAUUCCCGAUGGCGAGAGCAUGGUGCUUGUCUGUGGUCCAGAGGCCAUGGAAAAAUCUGCCCGCAAGAUUCUACUGGAGCAGGGAUGGGCGGAGUCUGAUCUUCAUUUCUUUUAGUUGUGGCUUUUCGGGAAAUAGCGUCGUUGGUCAGUAUAGAAGGACGGGAUCCCUAGACUGUAUAUAGGUAUGAUAAUGUCACAAGAUAUACGAACUGUGAUGUCAAUGGACGAAAGAACAUGUGUUCUCCAAUGCAUAGAGUGCCGAAUGAUCGCAUUCGCAUCUGCGCGUGGA
Molecule: messenger RNA, 2883 nt
Organism: Aspergillus ibericus CBS 121593
Lineage: Eukaryota; Fungi; Ascomycota; Eurotiomycetes; Eurotiales; Aspergillaceae
Gene: niaD
Product: nitrate reductase NiaD
Exons: 7
Coding region: 106-2709 (867 amino acids)
Biological process (GO): nitrate assimilation; nitric oxide biosynthetic process
Molecular function (GO): nitrate reductase (NADPH) activity; molybdopterin cofactor binding; molybdenum ion binding
Source: RefSeq, a predicted model, not a curated record